CCCAACACUGGCGAGCUUGCAACCAGGUCAUGUUUCCCCGUUCUCCGAGGCCCACGCAUCCGACGACCUUGGAGUCGCUCCUCCUCGCUUCAACUCGCUCGUCAUUCGGGCUGCAGCUGCUCGCGCUGGCGCUGUGAGCUCUAUGGUGUCCAUGAUGCCCAUGAUGCCCAUGCCUCGGUACCCCCUGCGCCCGGCCGACCCGGUCAGCCGCCGGAACCGCCUUCCGGAGCUCGCGGACGCCGGCUAUGUCAGCGAGGUCUUCGGGUGGCCCGACGGUACGACCGAGGCAGACAUCGAAGAGGAGUUGAUGGCAAAAGCAGCCAAGCUGGGGAUUACGCUGCCAGAACACGCGAAACGAAGCAAUGCUCACGACCGGACGGCAUCCGCUGCCGAUUCGCCUAUCCGCGCGGGGUCCCCGGGCUCCCCGGGGUCGGACGGUAUCGCUGAUGCGGCGGCGAUGACAUCACAGACAUCGGACCACGCGACCCCCACCCACGAACCCUCGUCCGAACCGACGGGCAGGAGGAGAUCAAGGAGUCUCAAUUUUUCGCAGUACGACAAGUACAUCAGCCAGCUGAAUGCGGCCCUCGGGCAGGCCAAGUUCCCCCAGCCCCACGACGGAUAUACCGGGGUCUCGGCUGGCGCCGCGAACAGACCGGGGCCAAGGAAGGGUGUCAAAGGCUUCACGCGGAGCCUCGCAAGCAGGCUGAGGGGCAGACGGCCGAUUAACGACCUACCCAUGCCCUGCAUAUGCUGUCGCGAACUCUUUGCGACUGGCAGCCACAGCGUCCUGCACACGCUACCGUGCGGCCACAAAUAUUGCCGCGAUUGUCUAGCCGUCGUGAUCUCGCAGUCGCUGGCUGAUGAGUGCAAGAUGCCGCCGAAGUGCUGCACCGAGCCCAUCCCGAGCGCCAUCAUCAAGCUUGUUCUUCCGCGGGACAAGCAGCAGGAGUUCCUCAAGGCCGUUGUGCUGUACAGCACGCCGUGGGAAACGCGCAUAUUCUGCCCCAAGGCAUCCUGCGGCGAGUUCAUACCGCCGGCCACCAGGGUGGACCCUAAGCACCCGUCCGAGGUGCUGUGCGCCAAAUGCAAGACGCGCGUCUGCAUCAUGUGCAAGCGGGCCGCCCACCAGCUCGGCCAGGACUGUCCCGAGGACCACGAGCUCGAGAGGGUGCUCAAGAUGGGCGAGAAGUCGGGCUGGCGCCGCUGCUACAAGUGCCGGAUGCUGGUCGAGCUGGCCCAGGGGUGCACGCACAUCACCUGCCGGUGCAAGGCGCAAUUCUGCUACAUCUGCGGCGCGGUCUGGGACCCUGCUGUCGGGUGCCCCAACUUUUGCAACGGGGAGGAGGAGCUGGAGCGCCGGCGUGUGGAGGAGGAGGCGCGGCUGGCGGAAAUCGAGGCCGAGAAAAUGGCGCAGGAGAAAGCGGCAGAGGCAGAAGAUGCUGCCAAGCAGGAGGCGGAGAGGCGGACGCUGGAGAGCAGCGAGUUCCGGGCGCUGAGGGCGCAGCUGGAGGCUGAGAUGGCCCGCUUCAAGGGUUACGAGCAGAAGGUGCAGGAGGCCAUGCGGGAGCGGCAGUCCAUCAAGAAGCUCGCGCUCGUCGACAAGUUCUCCGACUUGACCGACAAGAUGCGCGACCGCCACGCCAGGACAGAACAGCACCUCGAAGACCGCCAGGUCAUGGCCGAGAUCGAGCUGCAGUCCCAAUUGGAGGAAAAGGAAAAGAAGGUCCGGCUAAAGCUCAAGUACAUGGAAGACUACUGCCACGGCCACGGCGCCGGGCCUGCCAAGGACCACGAUGAUAAGCGCAACACCAGCAGCGGCAGCACCGACGAAAACGGCGAGUGGCCCCAGCGGCAGGUCACGGAGCGCGACCUGGAGCAGCUGCGCCAGCAGUACCUCGUGCGCGACGGCAUGGAGCAGCGGCACCGGUCGCAGAUCCACGGCCUGCGCGAGAAGCAGGCCAAGAGCAUGGAGGAGCUGAUGGAACGCCACGAGCGAGAGAUGGAGGCGCUGCUGGAGCGCCGCGCCGAGGAGAUCGAGGACCUCGCGGUCGCGUUCGCCAACGAGGAGGACGUGCUGCAGCAGACGUUUGCCGAGCGCCGCGCCCGCCUGCUGCGCCGCUGGGAGUUGGCCGCCGAGAUCCUGCGCGUCGAGAUGGAGAGGCGCUACGGGAAGCCCUUUGCCGCCUUGGCGUUGCCCGCGUGGCCGGAGACGGCCGAGGACGGGGCCGGUGGCGGGGAGGAUGUGUUGGCCGCGGGGGUUGCUGUCGGCGCGGUGGACCAUGGCGGCGACGGAAUUGUGGGGGUUGCGCGGUAGACGACGACGUUCUCUUC
Thermothielavioides terrestris NRRL 8126 is the source of this 2334-nucleotide messenger RNA. RefSeq lists its product as uncharacterized. Lineage: Eukaryota; Fungi; Ascomycota; Sordariomycetes; Sordariales; Chaetomiaceae. Gene Ontology annotation, biological process: positive regulation of proteasomal ubiquitin-dependent protein catabolic process; protein polyubiquitination; ubiquitin-dependent protein catabolic process. Bases 152 to 2317 code for a protein of 721 amino acids. Gene Ontology annotation, cellular component: cytoplasm; ubiquitin ligase complex. Gene Ontology annotation, molecular function: ubiquitin protein ligase activity; zinc ion binding; ubiquitin conjugating enzyme binding. The record is from RefSeq and is a predicted model, not a curated record. The transcript has 2 exons.